Molecule: messenger RNA, 408 nt
Organism: Tetrahymena thermophila SB210
Lineage: Eukaryota; Ciliophora; Oligohymenophorea; Hymenostomatida; Tetrahymenidae
Exons: 3
Source: RefSeq, a predicted model, not a curated record
AUGACAAACAAGGCAUAGAAAUUUAAAUUGUCUAUAUUUUACUUCUAAUAGUAAAAUAGAUAGUUGGACCUAUAUGAUAAUAGUUUUCAGUGCAUUUAAGACUUCAAAGCAACUUUAAAAAUAAUGCUUGUAUUUUUUUUGAAGAAAAAUUCUAAUUAGUUAUUAUUAUUCAUACAAUUGAUGCAUUAUUUUUAAGUAGGAAUCAAAAUUUUUUAUAAUAAGUAAUUAAAAAAAAAAAUCCAAUAUCAACAUAACUAAUAAUAAUUAGCAAUAUCUAAAAUUUUUAAUAAAUCACAAAUAAAACAUUUAUAAUUAUCCUUAAUUAAGAACAAAAAUGGGAAGUUGUUGCACUACAUCUAAGCCAUCAAAGCAUUAAGACAAUAACUAAGGGCAAAAUUAAAAAAUUGA